This is a messenger RNA of Daldinia decipiens, 2367 nucleotides long. RefSeq lists its product as uncharacterized. Lineage: Eukaryota; Fungi; Ascomycota; Sordariomycetes; Xylariales; Hypoxylaceae. The transcript has a single exon. The record is from RefSeq and is a predicted model, not a curated record. The coding region runs from base 132 to 1766 and encodes 544 amino acids.
CUUGAUUUCAUAUUACUUCCAUACUUACAAUUUUUUCCUCAUAAAUAUAGUAAUACCUAGAUGUAGGCUUACCUAUAAUUAUAUAUAAGGUACCUACCUACCUACCUACCUAGGUAUAUACCCAAGCUAUUAUGGCCGAAGCUCCGUUUCGACUGCUCUACCUUCCGGUGGAGUUGGUCUCUAACAUAUGCGCGUACUUCUUACCGGAUACCCUACCACCUUACCGGACCUUUCGAGACUAUGAUGCCGCGCGCAAAUCCGUUACCGAUCUAGUUAACUUGACUUUAGUAUGCAAAUCACUUAGCAUCAUCGCGGCGCCGGUCCUAGCCAGAUGUAAAGGACAUCCAUUUCAGGAGGGCAUCAUUCCCUACAUUUACACCAUUCUUCGAAAUCCGGAUGUAGCAUCCCACGAGACAACAUUUAGGCUGCGUCCCUCGGAUCAUAACGGCCUGCUUCAAAGUCGUCAUAUUCGGGCCUUUGAUGCAAGGGCACGAGCGCUAGUAGUUUUACCACCAAGUUCCUAUAGUAGCGACCUCAUUCAACAACAAAAUGUUGAUGCAAGAGACAACUCUAGAAUCCACGAGGGGCGUACGAAUCUGAUGUAUCUCUUGCUUGCGAGUCUCCCAAACCUAUCAUCUUAUUCUAUAUAUGGUACUUUAGAGCCCUUAUUUCCCAUAAACGCGCCGGUAUCGAGAUUUAAUGCCCUCAAACAUAUCAGGGUAGUGGGAUACUCGGACAUCCCUUCAAGCCUUGAUAUGGGCCACUUUAAACGUUACACCCAAUACUCGAGGAACGUCGAAGUAUUCGAGUUCGUGAACAUGGCGAUGUGUAACCGAAGCAUCCAUCUCGAUUCAGCUCGCAUCAUUCGCCUGUUAUCCUGCCGGAUUUCGAGCCAAAGCUUAAGAAACGCGGUCAGGAACUGCUCGUCGAACCUGAAAACCUUUGUGUUCCGCUCGGGUUAUUACAGCAUAUACUUGCAGCAAGGUGUACAUCCUGAAGAUGAUUGGAUGAAGCGGAGAUCAGACGCCUCCCCGUGGGAUAUCCUAUCUAACCUAAUGAUGAGCCCGUCAAGGGGAUCGUUAGAAACACUCGAGAUCGAUAUGCGCGAGCAUUUCUGUGCCAGGACCUGGGGUAUACAAGCAUAUCCAGCCCCCCCGGAGACACUGCUCGUAUAUAACUUCAUCAGGGCAUUAAAGUGCUUCUCAAGGAAUCUUCGAAACAUCACUCUCACGCAGCAGACCAUCUGGGAGCUUUGGUUCGACGCGUAUCCAGGGUUCAACAACGAAGGCAUCUUUUGCGACGAGAUGCGGCUAAUAGAAAUGCUGCCGCCCUCCAUCGAGUCCUUCGCGCUCUACGACGUCACACCCAAUUUCCUACAAUGCGUCUCUAAGUUCGCACAGCACGUAGGCAGCGGGGCGGGAUUGCAGAACCUGAAAAAGUUCACCUUGCGACCAUCACCAAAUUUCGCUAGACAGCUCACACAUGCGAGAAGUCACCAGGACCAUCCUGAUCUGCAGUUCUUUGACGAACAUGAUGCGUUCUGCUGUGUGGAUGAGACGCUCUUGGCUCACUGGGGACAAAUCAUGUUGAUGCUAAAGAGUAGUGGAGUGGAGGUUGAUUGCGUCCCUGAGGCGUACCCGCUUGACACUGAGGACCAGGAGGCUCUGCGGCGGCAGCGCGAGUUGCAGCACUGGUGCGAUAAGUGCCAUUUUGAUUCAUCUGUUUGUGUUGAACAGGUGGAGUGGCUUGGUGUCUAUGUGGAUUGAGCUUAUUGAAGGGUGUGAUUCCUCGGCCGCAUGUAUCCAGGCGGGUAGAGGGAGUUAGGCGUGUAUGGUGUUUUUGAGAAGGUUUUUGAUUUUCAUAUAUAGAUACCCAAGCGCACCAAGGUGCCAUGCUUAGUUGUUGUUUAAGAAAUGGUUUAGCUAAACGUAUCAUGGCUCGUGGUGUGCUUGAUAGGUGUGCUUGAUAGUAGUCGCUCGAAUGUAUUGCGGAACGGGGCAUAUAGGACUACGACAAAUAUUUGCUGUGUGUGAUGAAUACAUGGACUUGUAUCACAUGGUGAUGAUCAGGUAGUUAUUCGAUUUCAACUAUUGCCGGUUUGACAGCAAGAAAUGUUGCAAGUCUUAUUUCUCAGGUAUUCGACGUUAAUAUUGUUUCCCAGAGGCCCUGGUAGAAGAUAAGAUGCUGAUGGAAGAGGUGGGUGACGUGGAGAAGUUAUAGCUAGUUAGUUCUCCUCACGAAGUUAGAGUCAUCAGGCGUAAUUAUGGGAUUUAAACCCGUCGUGUUUGCUUACACUAAUUUGUCUGAUGUCUCAUAGGGAAGAGGACCAAAUACCAUCCGGUAGAAUCCUCCAGAAUAUUAGAAUAA